AUGUCCGAACGUGAUGCUGCCAGCGCCACCCCUGCUGCCGAGACCGAGGCACCAUCGUCGAAUGGAGAGUACCGAGUGUCCACCAUCGGGGAAGCUGUGGGGGGCGGCGAAGACGGAGGGGCAGGGGACGAGUUCGCCGGAGCGGACGAGAUCACGGGGUCGAUGUGCAUGGUCUGCGGCGGCGACGGCACGACGCGGAUGCUCACAACGAAGAUCCCCUUCUUUCGGGAAGUUAUCCUCAGCUCCUUCGAGUGCGACGAUUGCCACUGCAGGAACAACGAGGUGAUAUUUGGAGGCGAGCUGCAGGAAAAAGGGUGCAUCUUCGAGCUCACGGUCAACAACGCCAAAGACCUCAACAGACAGGUGAUCAAGUCGGACUUCGCCACGGUAACGUUCCGCGAGAUGGAGUUCCAGAUCCCGCCGAGGCAGCGGGGGGAGGUCACCACGAUUGAGGGGCUGCUGAGGACGGCCGCCGAGAAGCUUGGGGAGGCGCAAGAUCUCCGCAUGGAAAGGUCGCCCGAGGUCGGGGCCCAGAUCGCCGGGGUCAUCGCGCGGCUGACGCUCAUGAGCACCGGAAUGGACUCCGAGCUUCCGUUCACCAUGGUGGUGGAAGAUCCGUCCGGCAACUCCUUCGUCGAAAAUCCUUCCGCGCCGAACAAAGACCCCGCCCUUAAGACGUCACACUUCACGCGCACGGCCCAGCAGGACAUGUCUCUGGGUUUGCAACCGUCCAACGAGGCGUUGGCAGCGGGAACCGUGGACGCUAGCUCCGUGGCGAGGCCCGCGCCGCGCGAGAUGGAGGGGACCGCGGCUCUGAUGGCCAGGGUCAUGAACAAGGACACAUGA
This is a messenger RNA of Ectocarpus sp. CCAP 1310/34, 846 nucleotides long. The record is from the annotation of a GenBank genome assembly. NCBI's taxonomy places the organism in Eukaryota, Phaeophyceae, Ectocarpales, Ectocarpaceae.